Molecule: messenger RNA, 3457 nt
Organism: Ctenopharyngodon idella (grass carp)
Lineage: Eukaryota; Metazoa; Chordata; Actinopteri; Cypriniformes; Xenocyprididae
Gene: cavin1a
Product: caveolae associated protein 1a
Exons: 2
Coding region: 412-1728 (438 amino acids)
Biological process (GO): transcription initiation at RNA polymerase I promoter; termination of RNA polymerase I transcription
Cellular component (GO): cytoplasm; caveola
Molecular function (GO): rRNA primary transcript binding
Source: RefSeq, a predicted model, not a curated record
GAAGACCUGACGGGCGGGCUUCACAGGGAGCUGUGGUCACACACACCUUGGAGGGAGAGUCGUCUUCCACCGACUGGCUGACAUCCCGGAGUAGACUUGAGGGAAAGAGGAAGGAAGGAAAAGUUUGAGGAAUUAUAGCAAACCUAGAGAGUAGUACGUAGUGGUAGUACAGGUGUAAGACUUGUUGAAAGACUGGUUCAAAGUAGCCAAGGAAAGUUGCCGAGGGUUGUUGCCUGCAAGUUGGAGUCAUUCCGCUCUGAUCGUUGGGUGUCAUUCAAGUCUUUUUAUAGUGCUUUAUUUUUACCCUAGGACUGCGUUCUUGCAGACUGGGCCACGUGUGUGCGUGCUUCUGCUCUCUGUCUGCAAGUAAGCUUGUGUGUGUAUUCAUCAGAGUGUAUUUGAAACCGAGCCAUGGCCGACACAGACUUCAAACUGGAGCGCGCCGUCUUUGCCGAAAUCUCUGAUGAUGACGAUGAGGAGGUCGCCUUGGUGCCGGCUUCCACCAAACCUGCCACGACAAGCAAAGUGUUCAAAUCAAGACGAGGCGAUGAUGAUGAUGAUGAUGAUGGCGACCCAGCGAAGGAGGUGGAUCUGGUGUUGGGGCCAGGACUCGAUGGAGGUGGCAGUGGUGACCCUGAGAAGUCUGAGGCCCAGGCUACCGGCAUGAUGGUCUUGGCACUCCUAGACAAAAUCAUAGGUGUGGUGGACCAGAUCCAACACACUCAAACAGGUCUCGAGGCCAAGCAGGAGACCAUGGAGAAGAACAUGAGCAGCAUCCAGACGGAGCUGGCCAAGCUGGCGAAGAGUCACGUUGGAACAUCUGGGACAGUCAACAAGCUCCUGGACAAGGUUCGAAAGGUGAACGUCAAUGUGAAGAGCGUGCGCACGGACCUGGAGAAGCAAGCAGGACAGAUAAAAAAACUAGAGAACAAUGAACAUGAGCUCCUCAAGAGGAAGAACUUCAAAGUGCUCAUCUUCCAGGACAAGGUGAAACCUGUGAAGGUCUCUAAGAAGCCAGUGGCUGCAGGAGAAGAAGGAGAGCAGGUCCUGAGUGAAGGAGGUGAAGAAGAACAUGGCUCUGAAGAGGAAGUGGAGGUUGAGGAGAUCAUUGAGGAAUCUCGUGCUGAGCGCAUCAAGCGCAGCGGCCUCCAGAAGGUGGACGAGCUGAAAAAGGCCUUCAGCAAGGAGCAGAUGGAGAAGACCAGGCAGAAAACCAAGGAGAACCUGGAAAAAACCCGACAGAGAACGAAAGAGAACCUGGAGAAGACACGUCAGAGAACCCGAGAGAACCUUGAGAAGACCAAGAAGAGCCUGAGCAAGAAGAUGGAUAAGCUGGGAACAAAGAUGACCCCUAACACCCAGCGCCGUGAAAAGAUCCGUAGCUCCAGAGAGAAGAUGAAGAAGUCACUCACACCCGACCACACCGUCUACGCCCGCUCCAAAUCGACCACCUACCGUGUACCGCCCUUCACCUUCCACGUCAAGAAGGUCCGUGGGGGUGAGAUUGAACCCACACCAGAGCCUGAGGAAGAGGAGGAGCAGGUGGAGCAGGAUGAGGAGCUCCAGGAGGGGCUUGUGGUGCAGGAAGGAGGCCUAGUGUCAAAGGUGGAGGAAGGUGAACUGGUCAGUAUUGACAGCCCAGAGAUGGAGGCCUUGCUAGAGGCAGCUGAUCACUCACGGCUGGCGUUCCAGGAGACGGUGAGACCAAGGGAGAAGGCUGGCCAGUAAGUUCAGUAUGUUAAGUCCUGGAAAAAUCUCAACACCGAGAAAAAAAAAAGUGUGGAGGUCUGGAGAUAAAUCAGGAUAAUGGGAUGUAGGGAACUGAGAUGUGCUUGAUGGCGGAUUAAAGAGCAAAUGAAUAUGGAGUCGCCUGGACCUAUGGCUGAACGUUUGGUUUGCUUUAUUUCUUGUUAUCUACUCAACCCAAAGGUUGCUUUUUUAUUAUUAUUAUUAUUUUGUUUUCUUCAAUUGUCAGUUUUUAAAAUUGACUAAUGGUCACUUUUUAUUGUGUGAAGAUACUAAAAAAGAUAAAAGAAUUUUUAAUUUGAUUACUAAGACUUAAUGUACAUUUAAAAUCUUAAAAAAACAAAUGAAUGUGAUAGUAUUGGAAGUGAGGAGGUUUGCGCUCCGGAAGAAUAUUUUCAUAAACACUCUCAUGGCAUUUAGAUCCUAUUAGAUGACAUAUGUUGUUAACUUAUUAAUUUGCUAUCAAGGCUACCCGGUUGCAGCCAAUAUAUGUUUAUAUUGAAGUGCCCAUAUUUAAUGAACACCCUGUGUUCUUUGUACUAUCAUGUGAUGUGAUGGCUGCUGAUUUCAACAGUAUAAAUUAAUAGCAAGCCCUUUGCGUCUUGCUGAAUGUCUGGCCUUUGAUUUAAUGCCGUGAAUGAACUGUUGGAAGCAGUUGAAAGUGAAAUCUUUGAGGUGCUAGAGAGUAUGUUGUUAGUUGGAAAUAUUGUUUUGAGGGGAAGUGAAUGAUAAAAUAGUCUAAUUAUUUUGAAAAUAUAUAAAAAAAAAAAAAAAAAGGACAGGAAAGAAAGUACUGCAAAUAACUACUGUCUUUUGAAAUGGAAGAUUUUAACAUUGGUGAGAUUUUUUUCUGGUCUAGUCACUGACGUGAAUGUGAUCCAAACUCCAAAUGUUUCAAACGCUUCACUCUCUGAUUCAGACUUGAUGUAAAAGACUUGUAAUCACUGCUUUUGACAUCUAGCAAUAGUAUAAUUUAAUCUUUGAUCUUUAAUCUAAAUAAGUAAAUGUCAAUAGAAGCUCUUAGAAACCUGUAAAAUCAAGCAGAAUAUCAGUCUCUGAAAAGUUUGCUUUUUAUAAUUCACUUUUAUUCAUUCUGAGGUGAAUUCAUUUGACUGUUUACCCUAUUUGUACAUAUACACUUUGACAUGCUCAAAGCAAGACUGGUUUGUCUAUUGUCUUUCGUAUACAGGUACACACAUAAAUACAGUAUUAGGUAAACAGGGGCUUAUUCUGUGGAAAAGGUUGUUGAUAGUAGACUACUGAUAUGAUCUAUCCAAGUCAUUGUGUAAUUCAGCUCACUGAAGUAAAGUGAAAUAUAUCAUAUUUCUAUCCUAUUUGAAUAUUCAGCUCAGUCACUGAUCUUUCAUUGUACUUUAAGUGCCUUCAUGUCAGAUAAUCAACCUACAUUAUCGCAUAAGUAGUCUAAUUUUUUACAACCAAUACACUGAAAGCAAGCAUUUUGUAUCAUGCUUUUUAUGAUCUUAUGUUAUGAAAAUACACAGUUUUCAUGGCACACAUGGGCAAUAGUUUUCUAGGUGUGAUGUCUGAAUGAAGCUACUUAUUGGCUAUUCUGUUGUCCUCGUGAGAUUUGUGGCUGUAUAAAUGGAUUGGGUGUAGGUUGCUUUUAAUAAACAAAUAAAAGUGUCCAUCUUUGUGCUGUGAGAACUGAGGCUUGAUUAUUGGUGAAUAAACAUACUACAAUGUAAACAAA